Lipotes vexillifer (Yangtze River dolphin) is the source of this 876-nucleotide messenger RNA. It is a transcript of the gene CFAP299, whose product is annotated as cilia and flagella associated protein 299. The record is from RefSeq and is a predicted model, not a curated record. The transcript has 6 exons. NCBI's taxonomy places the organism in Eukaryota, Metazoa, Chordata, Mammalia, Artiodactyla, Lipotidae. Bases 41 to 736 code for a protein of 231 amino acids.
CGCCUCCGUUGCUGGGGACGCUCCGACCAAGGUAACCGCAAUGGAUCAGGAAGAGGGGUCGACCACCGUGGACAAUAUAGUCACUCAGUUCAACACCUAUGAAGAUUUCCUGGACUCGCAGAUCACUACACUGGACUUGUACUACCUGGAGGAUGAAGACCUGGCCCGCCAGUUGGUGGAGCUAGGCUACCGCGGGACUGGAGAGGUGGUGAAAAGGGAAGAUUUUGAAGCAAGGAAGGCAGCUAUAGAGAUUGCAAGGUUGGCUGAAAGAACUCAGAAAAAGACAUUAACAAGUGCUGGUAAAGACCUGCAUGAUAAUUUUCUGAAGGCUCUGGCAGUGAGAGAAGAACACAAUCGCAGUGGAACAUCCGUGAUCUUUAUUCGUGACAGAAAUUCUCAUGGGCAGGAGGUGUCAGGAUACAUUGACUAUGCCCACAGGCUAAAGAUUGAAGAUUUUGAAGUCUACUUUAGUGGAAAAAAAAGACUUCUUCCAAGACCCACAGAUAUGAGUUUUUACAACUGGGACAGCCAUGUUGCUGUUUGGAAUUCAACUCCCAACUACCAAGUGAUUGCUGAUAAUCCAGAAGGCUUACUUUUCAAAUACAAAAGAGACAGAAAAAUUCUCAACGUGGACCCUAAGGCUCAACCAGGUGACAACUCUACUAGAACCCCUAUCCAGACAGAGCUCUACAUACAAGCUGUCAUUUUUGACCACGUUUCCAGAAGAAAGACUUAACUACAAACAUGUUAGAUGGUUUCCUAAUGGUUUGCUAAAUUUAAAUGACUCCUAUAACCAGAAGCAAAUUAGAAUAAUAAAUGAGUCCUGUAGCUAUAAGGCAAAUCAGAAUAAUAAAAGUUGAUAAAGAAAUUAGAAAG